Molecule: messenger RNA, 839 nt
Organism: Bombina bombina (fire-bellied toad)
Lineage: Eukaryota; Metazoa; Chordata; Amphibia; Anura; Bombinatoridae
Exons: 6
Coding region: 168-794 (208 amino acids)
Source: RefSeq, a predicted model, not a curated record
CCAGAUUCUACCGUCUCUGCGCUCAACAGUAAAUAAGAACAAUUUACCCCUUUGUAUACUGGCUCCUGUUACUGUGAAGAUCUUGUACAAUUCACAUCACUGCGUUUGUUAGUAAAGGUUAAACAUUAUAAGAAUAUCUGACCAAUUCAGUUGUGCUGAACAAGACAAUGUCUGCCAAGACUGAGAGCCAAACCUCAGACCUUCCUGAUGCACACGGAGAUGAAGAUAACACUGAUAUAGAGAAAGUUUAUAUAAAAGAAGGUCUGUGCGUGAGCCGUCAGAUGAGAGCAACAGAUGAAGAAACCAGUGACAGUAUCAGCUCAGAUGAAGAUAACACUGAUAUAGAGAAAGUUUAUAUAAAAGAAGGUCUGUGCGUGAGCCGUCAGAUGAGAGCAACAGAUGAAGAAACCAGUGACAGUAUCAGCUCAGGCCGUACGGAUGUAACGCCUACAGAUGGCUCAGCUGAUGAGUACGGAGGAGAACCAUAUGUGUGUGAUCAGGUAAUGUCACAAACUGCAGUAAUCCUAGUCAUGGUCAGCGUGCUGAUGCUUAUUUUAGUCUUCUUCAAAAUAGAAGAAGACACGUGGGAAAUUUAUGUUCUGAAUGUGGGAAAUGUUUUACUUGGAAAUCACAUCUUGUUAGUCAUCAGAAAACUCAUACAGGAAAAAGAGGAUUUUCAUGUUCUGAAUGUGGGAAAUAUUUUACUACAAAAUCCUCUCUUACUAGACAUCAGAAAAAUCAUACAGGGGAAAAAACAUUUUCAUGUUCUGACUGUGAGAGAUGUUUUACUCUGAAAUCCCAUCUUAUUACGCAUCAGAAAAUUCAUACAAGAGAGAGAG